Molecule: messenger RNA, 731 nt
Organism: Moneuplotes crassus
Lineage: Eukaryota; Ciliophora; Spirotrichea; Euplotida; Euplotidae
Source: the annotation of a GenBank genome assembly
AAUUUAAAUCAAAUGGAAGCUCCUUAUCUUGAUGAAGAAGAAAUGCAAAUUAUCUACAACUGGGUUGACGAAAUCCCUCUUUCUAGGCCAAAGAGAAAUAUCAGCAGGGAUUUUGCUGAUGGGGUCUUAAUGGCAGAAAUCAUCGCUCACUACUUUCCCUCUUUCGUAGAGUUGCAUAACUACUCGCAGGCAAACUCAGUAACGAAGAAGAUAUACAACUGGAAUACGUUGAACCAGAAAGUCUUCAAAAAACUUGGAUUCCAGAUUAGUAAAUAAGGAUAUUGAGGGCAUAGUCAACGCUCACCCUGAGAUCAUCGAGAGAGUCCUUAAAAAGGUAAAAGACAAUAUAGAGAAUUACAGAUCGAGAAAACCAGGAAGCAAAAAAGGGGUAAAGAAAGCUUCUGGAAUCAAACCAUAUCAGAAGGCGAUGCAUGGCAUUGACAUGAACAUGAUGGAUAUCAACAACACAGAGAAUAUGGAAGAUGAGAGAGAAUACCUUAAGACCCAAGUUGAUACAGAGCUUCUUAUCGAAAAGGAGCAGACCAUACAAGAGCUCAGGGAGACUAUAGGAAUUUUGGAGAUCAAAUUAAAGAAAUUUGAGCAACUCGUAAAGCUUAAAGACCAGAAAAUUCAUACAUUGUCAAAUAAACUCCAAGAAUAUGAGGAUGUAUAUGGUGCUCUACACCAGGAAGGAGAAGAAAGAAUGUAAUUGUUCAACUUAAACUAAUAUA